This is a messenger RNA of Coregonus clupeaformis (lake whitefish), 2899 nucleotides long. Its product is annotated as 2-epi-5-epi-valiolone synthase-like. Gene Ontology annotation, molecular function: 3-dehydroquinate synthase activity. Gene Ontology annotation, biological process: antibiotic biosynthetic process. Lineage: Eukaryota; Metazoa; Chordata; Actinopteri; Salmoniformes; Salmonidae. The record is from RefSeq and is a predicted model, not a curated record. The transcript has 5 exons. Bases 151 to 1533 code for a protein of 460 amino acids.
AAACUUUCGUAAGCACGCUGAUCAUUAUCGCUCCUCCCUUGGUGAUCUGCUGUCGAGUGUCGGGUAUAUAUACAGACAGUAAUAAGAGAUGAACAUGAUGCUCUAUUUCUUGACUCAGCAUCUGUCACUCAUUGGCUUACAAUACAUAAGAUGUCCUGUGUUGCAAUCACCGGGAAGACAUACGUGGAAGAGCCACUGCAAUGCCACAACAUUUCAGUUGUAAAGAAUAAGGACUUUCACUUAGUUCAAGUCAAGGGCACAUGGAAACGCAAAACGGGUAAUAAUUGUAAUAAAAACUUGAAGGGUCAAGUAUCAGAUGCCAAAAUCUAUGAGAGCACCACGGAGCAAGGCACCUCCUGGACAGUGGUCAGUCCCAUCAUCUUCACCUACAAGGUGAUUGAGACCCUGGGCCUGCUGGACCCCAGCAACGACACCCUGCUCCUGGGCCACAUCAGGGAUCCCCAGCAGCAGGAGGCCUUGAGGAGCAGCAUCAGCAGCAAGCCCCUCAGACGCUUCGUGGUCAUGGACCAGACCGUCUACAACCUCUAUGGCUGCCAGCUCACAGACUACUUUGAGGCCCGUAAUGUUCUCUACAGGAUCCUGCCCCUGCCCACCACCGAGGAGAACAAGUCCAUGGAGUUGGUGAUGAAGAUCGUGGAGGAGGUCCAUAAAUUCUCCCUGGACAGACGCACAGAGCCCAUCAUUGCUAUUGGCGGAGGGGUCUGCCUGGACAUCGUGGGCCUGGCGGCUUCCCUCUACAGGAGACGCACCCCCUAUAUCCGUGUCCCUACCACCCUCCUCUCCUAUGUCGAUGCCAGCGUGGGGGCAAAGACUGGGGUGAACUUUGCCAACUGUAAAAAUAAGCUGGGUGGCUACAUACCCCCGGUGGCUGCUUUUCUAGACCGCUCCUUCAUUCAAACUGUUUCUCGAAGACACAUCUCCAAUGGGCUGGCCGAAAUGUUAAAGAUGGCUUUGAUGAAACACAGAGGGCUCUUUGAGCUUUUGGAGACCCACGGCCAGUUCCUGUUGGACUCCAAGUUCCAGUCUGACAGCGGUCUUCAGGGGGACAACAAAGACGCUGCCUCCGUGUCCACACGUGUGGCCAUAGAAACCAUGAUAGAGGAGCUGGCCCCCAACCUGUGGGAGGACGAUUUGGACAGACUGGUGGACUUUGGUCACCUUAUCAGCCCAGAGCUGGAAAUGAAGGUGCUCCCAUCCUUACUGCACGGAGAGGCGGUGAACAUCGAUAUGUCCUACAUGGUGUACGUGGCCCGUGAGAGAGGCCUCAUGACGGAGGAGGAGAAGCUGCGGAUUAUAGGCUGCAUGGUGGGGCUGGAGCUGCCUGUUUGGCAUCAGGACGUUACCUUGGCACUGGUGCAGCACUCACUUUGUGAGAGGCUGAAGCACUCUGCUGGACUAGUCAGGAUGCCUCUACCCAUUGGCCUAGGGCACGCAGAGAUCUUCAAUGACACGGGUGAUGAAAGCCUGUACAGAGCGUUUGAGAAGUGGUGUGAUGAGCUGCGACCACAGUGACCUGAACUGGUCCAAAUACUUUGUAUUGCUGUAGAUGAUUUAUUUGGAUUGAUUGAAAUUAUUGAAACAAGGAUGUGUCUUUGCAUGACACAUUGGCACAGAUAUCUGGAAUGCUCAACAAUUUUUCAUAGUUGUAGAUUAUAUUUGUAGGUGCUGUUGAUUUUUCAGGUUGACUUGAUUUGAUUGAAAAUUGCAUGUCCUGUCUUUUCAUAUUGAACAAUACCAACCCCUCACAGUUUUAAUACUACAUUACAAAAAGGGAGUUUCAUCAAAACUGUAUGUUUUAUGACUUUUAUUGCUAUUGAUGUUUUUGAUAUCACUUUUUUUGUCAAUUAAAUAAUGUCUAAGAACUUCAUAAUUGUGUCUUAAAAACAUAAUUAAACAAUUUUUUUAAGCACAAUGCACUUUAACAUUGUACAAAAUAUGUAUAUUGAGGCUCAGUAAAUGCAUUUUAAACGACCCCUAACUUUUCUGAAAUGAAAGGCACUUGUUUCAGAGCUCCACUGAUACUAAACUGUAUAAUGUUACCUGCCACCUAAGAUAACACAAUGAUAGACAGUACAAAAAAUCACUUCAUACCUCUGACCCUCGUACACGGGUCCAGCAACCACAUGAUUUAGAGCAAGUAGAGAAUUGAGUUGCACAACACAAUCAAUAAUAACAUUAAUAUUAAGGUUAGGUCAGAUAAGGGAAUGUGUUGGUUACAUUAACUACAGUAUUUACAAAUUGGCUAUUUCCUACAGUCAACCAUAUAGUGGUCUUAUGGAAAGUUCUAUUAGGAAUUAAUAUUAGGAAUUAUAAAGUUAUAUUGGGAUAGUAUUUCAGCAGUCUGACAUACAAGAACAAUGGUGGCAGGUGCUCCUACUGAGCUAAAUGUCAUUCGUUGAACUGUGCACAAUAUUAUCUUCAUGUGCAUUACAAGUUUGUAUGGGAUAAGAGCAAAGAUGUAAAUUAUAUGGUAAUAGCCAGGGGAAUGAAAAUAAAAUGGAUUCACUUAAUUUAAUACUUAAUUAAAGACCUACUUUAAAAAAACAAAAUGUUUAUAUUUACAGUGUUGUUUUUUUACACAUAUCUUCACUUUAGCUAUCACCAUGUAGGAAACAAAAUAACAGAUGAAUUCAUUGUUUCUGCAAGUUAAUUCUUAUUCAUAAAUAAUAUUGUAGCUUUCAAACCAUUGCUUCUGAAUUUAAUUUAAGGGUAAGAAGUCAUUUCUCAUCUUAAAUGCUUAGUACAAUGUUAUAAUCAGUUAAUUGAACAUAUAUAAGUAUUCAACUAAAUAUAUAUUUCUGUAUGAUAUCAUAUAAUAAACAAAUGUUUUAAACUCUAAUUUAACAAGUCAUGAUAUUAAAAAAAUAUCAAAAUAUUA